AGAUCAUGGGUAAAGGAAGAGCCCCCUGCUGUGAUAAGACUCAAGUAAAGAAGGGUCCAUGGAGUCCUGCGGAGGAUUUGCGGCUCGUCACUUUCAUUCAGAAGCAUGGUCAUGAUAAUUGGAGGGCUCUUCCUAAACAAGCAGGUCUGUCCUCUCCUCCUUCAUCAUCAACCAUUUCUCUUCAUUACUCAUAUCUUCAAGUAAUCGUUUUCUAUUUUUUCCGUUUCCUAUCUUUCCUUACCAAACAAAUCUCAUGGCCAAGCAUUCAGCGAGUCUUUUUGUGCUCACCACUUGUAUGAAUUAAUGCGUAACCAUUAUUUCCGAUCUUCUUCAUCAUAUUAUCAGACUAUAUGUGUACAGAUUUAUCUAACAUUUGCAUCUUUUUCAAGUAGUAAUCAUCUUCUUGAGUUCUGAAGACUUGAAAUAAUCAAAUGCCAAAUCGAUGCAAGAUAUUGAUAGUCACAUCAAAAUGGCGAUUGUUAAGAUGCGGGAAAAGUUGUCGUUUGAGAUGGAUUAAUUACCUAAGACCUGACGUAAAAAGAGGGAACUUCACCAAAGAGGAAGAGGACGCCAUAAUAAAACUACACCAAGCUUUAGGGAACAAGUGGUCUAAAAUUGCAUCCCAUCUUCCCGGAAGAACAGAUAAUGAAAUCAAGAAUGUCUGGAACACUCGUUUCAAGAAAAGAUUGGCAUUUAAAAUCUCAGAUUCUAAAGGGAACGAAUCAAAGGAAUCCUCCUCUAUCUCCUCGUCCUCUUGUUCGUCCACCACAAUCAUGUCUGGUGGGAAAAGGAAUAUGGCAACAGGACUUGAUCAACAAUGGAGCCAUGGCUCUGUGACCAAGAGGACUCGUCUCCAGGAUUUGCACAUGGAAGCAACUCUUGAUGAAUUUAGACCCACUAAUAAGGAAGCCAACGAAAUGCCAAGUCCCUCUUCUUCUUCUUCAUAUAAUUCCAAUGUCACUAACCGUAGUCAAGUUGAUGUUUCUGUGGCAGAUGAUCAAAUGGGUUCGCUUUUCAACUUUUCAGCACCUCAUCCUCGCAGUAUGAUAGAGGAUGUUUCUUUUGAGUCAGAUUUAGAAUUUUGGAACAUGUUAGAUGGGUUAAAUGCGGCUAAUGAAGGAGUCCAUUUACAUAAUGUUGAGACUAGCCAAAGCUCAAGUCUUGGAGUUGAAUGUAAUGGGGAAGUGGAAAAUAGAAAGUGGCUCCGCUACUUGGAGAAUGAACUUGGCCUGGAGUCCACCAGGGACGGUAACCAGCAAAAUUUAUCAGCAGUCCCUGAAACUUACCAGUAUGAGAUGCCAUGAAGCCUCCGGCCGAAAGUAAACUCCAUUGUGGCCUUUUUUAUGAAAACUUCACCAAAAAGGUGGUAAUCAAUUGACCUAAUUUCAGUUACAUAUAUAGAAUGUCAAUUCUAAUUAAAUUUGUUACAUAGACAUAUAUGAUGAGAUGACAAAUAAUUUACCUUCUAAUUUUAUCGUGAU
This is a messenger RNA of Manihot esculenta (cassava), 1481 nucleotides long. Its product is annotated as transcription factor MYB63. Gene Ontology annotation, biological process: regulation of stomatal movement. Bases 432 to 1304 code for a protein of 290 amino acids. The transcript is spliced from 3 exons. The record is from RefSeq and is a predicted model, not a curated record. NCBI's taxonomy places the organism in Eukaryota, Viridiplantae, Streptophyta, Magnoliopsida, Malpighiales, Euphorbiaceae.